Messenger RNA from Anolis sagrei ordinatus, 883 nucleotides. NCBI's taxonomy places the organism in Eukaryota, Metazoa, Chordata, Lepidosauria, Squamata, Anolidae. The record is from RefSeq and is a predicted model, not a curated record.
AGGCUGCAUGACGUCCUCCACAGUGACAAGAAGCUCACACUGGUCUUUGAGUUCUGCGACCAGGACCUGAAGAAAUACUUCGACAGCUGCAAUGGGGACCUGGACCCCGAAAUUGUCAAGUCCUUCAUGUACCAACUGCUCAAGGGCCUGGCCUUCUGCCACAGCCGCAACGUCCUGCACCGGGACCUCAAGCCCCAGAACCUGCUCAUCAAUCGGAAUGGGGAGCUGAAGCUGGCGGACUUUGGCCUGGCCAGAGCCUUUGGCAUCCCCGUCCGGUGCUACUCGGCCGAGGUGGUGACCCUCUGGUACCGCCCGCCGGACGUCCUCUUUGGGGCCAAGCUCUACUCCACCUCCAUAGACAUGUGGUCAGCUGGAUGCAUCUUCGCAGAGCUGGCGAAUGCAGGGCGGCCCCUCUUUCCAGGCAACGAUGUGGAUGACCAGCUGAAGCGCAUCUUCCGGCUGCUGGGGACCCCGACUGAGGAGCAGUGGCCAGGAAUGACCAAACUCCCCGAUUACAAGCCGUACCCCAUGUACCCAGCAACAACGUCCCUGGUCAACGUGGUGCCCAAGCUGAACACCACCGGACGGGACCUCCUUCAGAACCUGCUGAAGUGCAACCCAGUGCACCGGAUCUCGGCGGAGGACGCCCUGCAGCACCCCUAUUUCACGGACUUCUGCCCCCCCUGAGCACACCCUCUCCCCACUAUUGAAGCCCCUUUUGGAUGCAGCGGAGGGGGAGGCUGCUGGUGCGGCCCCUCCCUCCUCUCGGGACCCACUGCACCCCUUUUCUCUCCUCCAGGAAGCGGGAGGGUUUGGGGUGAUGAUGUUGUCCUGCCUCUGAUGUGAAUAUUUGUGACUCCCAUAAAGCACUUCUCCCCCCCUC